AUUGUGACACUGAUAAAGCUGCAUCGGGUGACAGCCAUGUGGAAGAGAUGCUGCCUGAUCAUCAUCAUUUUGCAUCUUCUGUAGCGCAUCAUGACCUGUAUUUUGCUGAUGUUCCUGCUGUCAGUUGUUACCGCCCAGCGUGUGCCAUCAUGUCCUGUUUCCUGUGCGGUUUGCUCUGAGGAUGCAGUUAUCUGUCAAAGACUUGCUAACAUCUUUGACGCUGCAGAUUCGACCCAGGCUCUGUUGCUCACAGAGGGCUCCAUCUCUGUGGUCCAGCCUGCCUCGUUGUCAGACCUCAGGAACAUCACCGUUAUAGGUCUGAGUAAUAACCACAUCUCAGAGCUCAGUAAAGAGGCCUUCAGAAACCUGCCUUUCCUCCACACUUUACUGCUGGACCACAAUCUCCUGACCAGCCAGGCUCUGCAGGGUGGAGCUCUGACCAACCUCAGCCAGCUACAAGUUCUCGCACUGGGCCACAACUAUAUCGACAUGAUCCAUGCUGGUUGGUUUACAGGCACAAAGGUUCUGCUCAGCCUGAAGCUGGAGGGAAACCUGCUCACCAGGUUGGACCCUGGAUCCUUUCCUCUGAAUGACUUCAGAAGUCUGGAGACUCUGGAUCUUUCGGAUAAUUUGAUAGAUUUCCUGGACAGAAACAGUUUCCGAGGUCUGGUUAGUUUAAGGAAUCUGGAUCUCUCCAGAAACCGCCUGGGUUCUGCACCUCCUGAGGCUUUCUCCUACCUAGUGUGGCUGUCGAACCUUAACCUUGACCUCAAUUCAUGGAACUGCACAUGUGAGCUGCUGGAGCUGGCUGCUGUCCUGUCGAGCUUCAUUCAGGAACCGGACAAGACACUCUAUAACGGCCGACGGAUGGUGUGUGUGAGUGCCGACAACCCGGCUGUGACCACGGUGCUGGAGCUGACUGAGGCCAACUGCGUCCCGUCCAAUCAGAACAUCACAGUGCAGAUAGACGCCAGAGGCGGCGUGACGCCUCAGCUGUACGCUCGGGACCUGGCUAUCACCGCCGUCAUCUGCUUCCUAGGAGGAGUUGCUUUGACCCUGCUUGUAGUCUUGAUCUGCUAUCAAGUAUCUCGAAGGAAGAAGAGAGAAAGCCAAAGACUGAAGGAGGAAGGGGACAAAGGCAGAACAGCAGCUAACCAUGUGAAUCAACUGGAUGCGAGGGAUUUUUUCUUGCAAGCCAACAGCAGUGAACUAUGGAACAAGGAGUCUAUGAUAAUGGAUGAAAGGAUGGAUCAACACGGCGAUGCUUUGAGGUCCAGGGCUGAUGAAAAUGGUGGCUAUGUCCAAUGCCCUCAUUGCAACACUAAUGGGAAAGUGCCAAAUCAAACGAGAAAGGGAAAUUGGGCAAAUGGAGGAAUUAUGGCUGAGGGUAACCGAGAGAGAAGGGAAUUAAGGAUGGUGGUUGAAGAAGAGAGAAGGAGAGGAGCUACAAAGCAACUAAAUUCAAACAGGGAUAUCUCCACAAAGUUUCCUUCCUACAACAGCCACUCAUCUUUUCAUCUACAGAGAGAAAGUUCUGACAACCUGCCACCCUACAAGGCUGACAGUGACCUAGACAACUACAGGACCGAUGAUGAAUCAAAGACCAGAGGUUAUGAGACGUCACACUGCAGGAACUGCCACAGGACGUACAGACCACCCCAGCAGACCGCUACGAACAGGAUGGCUCACUCCAACGGCAAAGACGCCUUUGCUCUCAACAGCAAGGUAAGGAGGGAGCUGUCUGAAAAGAUGAGGGAUACAGAGCUAAGAAGAGAACCAAGAAAUGUCAAGUUUGAUCUGAGGAGUAUAAGAACCAGUCAAGACAAGGAAAGCCUGGAGGAGGAGGUGGCGGCAAAUCAUAGUGGCAAGGACAGGAGACACAAAGUCCAGUCCAGCCGUGCACUGAAGGUAAAACUGAACUUAAAUCCUCUACGAAAAAGCAAAGUCCAUCCCAGGAAGAAAAGUGAGCAGGGCCACACCGAGAACACAAGCUCCAAGAAGAGUAAAGACAAAAGACAGCAUGGGAGAAGGGAGCAGGAGGAAGGAGAAGUGAAGUCUGGGAAAAAAGCAAAGAGUAGCAGAGAGAACAAGAGGAAGUCUUCCAAAAAGGGAGUGGAGACAGACAAAGGAGGACAAAAAGGCAGCGCACCAAAAAGUGAUAAAAAUUUAGAAGCUGACCAGGAAAAGGCCCAAAAGUCAGACAGCUCCCGGCCGGCUGACGGCACCUCAGUCUCUGCUCAGGCACAAAACCCACAACCUCCCCAGUAUCAGACAACCGGGCAGCCACUAGGUGGGGCUCAGCUGACUUACCAGCAUCCCUUCUUCAGUACUGCUGACAGGAAUCGUACUACCAGCCUCUCCUUGUUAGGCUCAGCUGGCUCACACCUUACCGGCAGCAGCCUUUCUCUUCAAGCAGGGAAUGCUUUGCUCACCACCAUAGCCUCAGGAUCCAAUCCACGUCUCACUGGUGGGUUGACUAAUCCCGUUGCUCCUGGCGUGACAUUCAGUGGGCUUAACAUAGCUCCCAGCGGUGCUACACAAAGCUUCCCUGGACAACCUGCAGGAGGGAUCAGAUCCUCAAAUCCUGCUCUCCUCGCUGAGACGGCACUAGCCAGUACUUUGCAGGCAGGUGAAAUACACCCAGCUCCGCGUCUGACCUCAAAAUCUGAAGAUCCUGUCCUGGGUUUAGCUAAUUUGGCUAAUCCAGCAGUUUUGGGUCAUAGCACGAUGCAGGUUGACAGUUCUGCAUCUGUUGCUUCACUAAAGUUUGAUCUAACACAGGGUCAAGAUAUGCAGACUGGGAGAGGACUGCUUCAGCCAGCCUCUGAAUCACAAGCGCCCUCUACCAAAGACAACCUCCUCGAACAGGGUCCAAGCAAGAUGUCCGGAGAGACCCCUCAGGGUCCUGAACCAGAAACUAUAGUGGAGCAUAUGUCUACUGUCUUCAUGCCAGCUGUGGGAGUGGCUCAAACUGAAGAACCACGACAAGAAGGAUCAGGAGAACGUGUGGGGGCAGCAGGUACGUCUGUAAUGGAUGUCUCGGUACCUGAUCUGCCCCCACAAAGCGAAGCCUUCCCAGCUGCUGGAGGACCUGCUCUCUUGCAGCAGGAGUACCUGUCAGAAGAAGGCGGUUCCUCACCGAGGAGGAAGCUGAGACUGGUUCUUCCAGAAAAGACAUCAAACCGGCCCCCCACAGCACUGGAGAGGAAAAUACGCUAGCAUCUCACACCUUGUUUUUCUUUUUGUACUUCAGGUGUGUAGAGAUCUGAGUAAAAACAGUGAACGGAGAAAACGCGGUUGAUGUUGACCUCUUCAUCCUUUACACGCUGUCCAACAAGUUGAUGUUUCAGGGCUUUACAGAGAUUAUUUGAAUGUUAUAAAGGUAUAGAAGAAUUAAACAACCCUUUGCGGUGUUAAGAUUUCGACAAUGAUUCCCGAGUUCCGUGAAACGAGUUUAUUGAACGUUACGGCUCAUUUUAUGAAGGCAAAGUGACUAUUUGCAGUUUUCUGUUUUCAAACAGGCAUGGCGUGUUUAUGGGAAAGUUAUUUAAACAUCUCUUCACCACAGAACAUCCAAUAAAUACAAAAUCUAGUUGUACAUGAGUGGUGCUGUGGUGGGGGGUCUCGUGAGGGAAACCUGGCUUGUUUAUUUUCAAGAGUUUGCUUCAGUGACACCUCUAGGUGGGGUGAGCUCAGGAAUGGGAGCAAGUUUAAUAUUGAUUCUAAGGUUUAUGUGCUAAAAGCAGAAAAUGUCAACAUUUGAGUGACAGCGACAAACACAUUAUGGGUGACUGGUUGUGUCAGAGUUGCAGCUGGUGUGAUCUACCCAGCCUGUAGUGAUUAAGUCCGUCUGGAACCGGCUCCGGCCAUCAUCUUUAUCCUCCGGCUUCCAAGCUUCUUUGCUAUCAUUUCUGUUCCUUUAAUAUAGUUUUCAUCGUCAGUCAACAAUAAUCAAUAUUUGCAUUAAAGAAGGGCUUACAAUGUCACGUCGAUAAUUCAUCCUGCUUAAUUGGUUUUGCGUUAGUUUCUCAACUCGUUUUUAUGUAAACGGUUUAAAGAUAAGAGGUACUGCUACUGUGUUUGACUCAUCACGGUACAAAGCAUGUCACACCAUGUGAACACGUAAGACACUUAAAACGCUGGUAAAGAUAAACCAUCCAAGCACGCGUUAACGUGGGAGAGACAACUUUUGGAGAUGUUUAACCCUCACAAGAUUAAGUAUUGGUCUCAGUUACGCCCGGGGUUUGGGAUAUUUUCUGGAUUCUUGUGUGUCUGGAUUCAGACAUUAGUUAUCCUAAUUGAUACAGGAAAAAUUAUUGGAUAACUUCACUCUGACACUUUUAAAAAUGCAGCAGAGACCAAUACCAGUAAAAUGCUGGACAUAAUAUAGUUUACAUGUUUAAUGUAAAGUAUGGCCUUACUCUCUAUCUUUAAAAAGGACUCACUAUUAAUGAAAUCCUCAUUUUCUUUAUUUACACCUGGAGGAAAAAGGUGACAAUAAGCAUUGUAGCAAAAGACAAAACGGUGUUUUUUUUUUUUUAAAGCAUCAACCGGAGGACUGAAAAAUAAUAAUCCAUUAAAAUCUUGAUGUCAUCCAACAUUCACUUCUCAGUACUUCAAUUUCCCUGAAAUGUAUGCAUGUAUAUGAUGUCAGUUUUUGAUAUGCGAGGUUUGGCUCUUUGCCCUUGGUGUCAUGGUGUCAGUGGACAGCAUGAGCUCUUAAAAAAUAAUAAAUGUCACAGGACUGGAAGAGUUUUCUUUUGCCUUUUAGCACCCAGACGCUGUGAAGUCAGUUCAUUAUAAGAAUACAUGGUUUUACACCAAGGAUUGCUAAUGACCCUAAAGUUGCCACUUGAUUUAAGAUUCCUACUAAACGCUAAGGCGAGGACUAUUUCACUGUUUUUUUAAGGAAUCUGAACUGCACUACACAGUCUCAGGUUUAUUCUACACAUAAUGCAGAUUGUUUAACACACCACUGCUAGUAUACCAGCUUUAAGUACAGGUAAACUAUAUUGGAGGAUGCAGGUGAAGAUUCUCAGUCAUCCAGG
This is a messenger RNA of Fundulus heteroclitus (mummichog), 5048 nucleotides long. It is a transcript of the gene lrrc53, whose product is annotated as leucine rich repeat containing 53. Lineage: Eukaryota; Metazoa; Chordata; Actinopteri; Cyprinodontiformes; Fundulidae. Bases 91 to 3219 code for a protein of 1042 amino acids. The record is from RefSeq and is a predicted model, not a curated record. Gene Ontology annotation, molecular function: protein binding. The transcript is spliced from 8 exons.